ACUGAAGAAGUAAACGUCCUUGUAUAUAAAAUUCUACUUAUUAAAUAUAAUGUAAAUCUUAUAAUCAGAUAAAAAUAUCAAUUUACGAUUGCUAAUAUAAACUGUACUUUGUUCGUUGGCUACAAUUACGUGUUUACUCACAAUAAACAUUAAUACUAUGCAUUUAGACGUAUAAAAAUGUUUAAGAAAUUAUGUUUUAUUUUAAUAUUGUGCAUUUUAGCGUUUAAAUGCUUAGCAUAUGAAGAUGAUUUUGAAGACACCAGCCAGCAAUUGAAUGAAUUAAUAGAAUUUAUGACUCCAAAAGUAAUUUGUGAUUAUGAUACAGAAAACUGCGAACUAGAAGAUAGCAAUGAAAUUAUAGAAGAAGAAGAAGAAGAGGAGGAGGAGGAGAAUGAUGAAGAAGAAAGAGAAGAAAUUGAGGAAAUGUUUGAUUACCCGGAUCAGGAUUAUCAUCCUAUUGAUGAUAUAUUUAAAACACAAUAUUUUAAAGAAGAAACUGUUUUUCACGAUCCAAUAUCAAAUUCUCAAGACGUUAAUACUGAUGAAGAUUAUCAGGCAAUUGACGAGAGGAAUCAAUUUAUCCAAAGCGAUCCUAUUGAAGUAUAUCCUACUGAUACGGAAUGUUUUGUAGCAGAACAAGAGAACAGAAUCAAUUACAUAAAGAAAGUACGCCAAAAUUCAAAAAAAAGAAAAAUUUUAAGAAAAAAGAAAAAGCACAUAAAAUUAUUAAAAAAUUGCUGCAUAAAAGGGAAGAAAAUUGGAAAUAAGCCUAAGGUUUAUGAUUCUGAUAACUUGUUUCAUGCCUGUAGAAAAUUAUCCAGAUUUCAUUAUCCUACAUUAUCUCAGCAUUGUAGAUGGGCAAUUAAUAAUUGUUGCGAAAAUAAAGCAUUAAGGUAAGAAUUUACACUCAAUGUUGCAGAAUUUUUCUGAUAAUUCGUACUUGCCUUUU
This is a messenger RNA of Centruroides sculpturatus (bark scorpion), 949 nucleotides long. RefSeq lists its product as uncharacterized. The record is from RefSeq and is a predicted model, not a curated record. The transcript is spliced from 5 exons. NCBI's taxonomy places the organism in Eukaryota, Metazoa, Arthropoda, Arachnida, Scorpiones, Buthidae. The coding region runs from base 178 to 897 and encodes 239 amino acids.